AUGGAGAUAUCUUUUCACAUUGCGUUGUACAGCGGCGAUUCAUAUACAGCAACAGGCUUCAGCCUCUCUCAACAAUCACAGCCUUCCCCAGGCAAUCCUUUCGGUAACCCGAUAUAUCCAGGAGCCCGACAAUCCGGCGGCAACAUCUACCUUGACAUAGUCUCCUCUAACGUCCUCCGCAACCAAACCCCAAUCUACAAUUCCGCGGUCGGCGCCAACCCGGUAAACUACAGCCGAGCUCAAUUCUCCCAACAAUACAUCGUCCAAGGCCCCGUCAAAGACUUCCGCGACCAACAAGCACAAUUCGAAAUCCUGAAUCGAAAUAAAAGUUCUCUAGGAUGGAAUUCCACGAACAGUCUAUUCAUCAGCUUUUUCGGCAUUAAUGAUGUCGCUGUGCAGAUUUACUCUGGAAGGAAUAGUGCGAGUGUUUAUGAACCGAUUUUGAGGGCGGAUGUGGCGGAUUAUUGGGGACUGGUUGAGAGGCAGUAUCGUUUGGGUGCGAGGAGGUUUCUGACUGUUUUAGUGCCUCCCAUCAACCGCGCCCCCGUCUUCGACUACGGCAACUCCAGCAACGCAGCUGACGUUGCCCGAGCUAUCUCUUAUUGGAACUCACAAAUGAUCGCAGGCAAUCAGACUUUCGCUCAGAGGUUCCCGGCCGCCCGAUCACGAAUUUUCGAUCACACGUCGACGUUCAAUCAGUACUUGGAUAAUCCGAGGACUUUUGGGGUGCCGAAUGCGACUUGUUUCAGCUCACCAGAUGGACAGCCAUGUCUAUGGAGAGACUUCAUUCAUCCUGGAAUCAGAAUUCAGAGGGCGUUGGGACUGGCGAUUGGGAGGAUUGUCGCGGCAUUUUGA
Cercospora beticola is the source of this 855-nucleotide messenger RNA. RefSeq lists its product as uncharacterized. The record is from RefSeq and is a predicted model, not a curated record. NCBI's taxonomy places the organism in Eukaryota, Fungi, Ascomycota, Dothideomycetes, Mycosphaerellales, Mycosphaerellaceae.